This is a messenger RNA of Aspergillus wentii DTO 134E9, 860 nucleotides long. RefSeq lists its product as uncharacterized. Bases 66 to 701 code for a protein of 211 amino acids. The transcript has 2 exons. Lineage: Eukaryota; Fungi; Ascomycota; Eurotiomycetes; Eurotiales; Aspergillaceae. The record is from RefSeq and is a predicted model, not a curated record.
CACUCCUCAAGUUAGCAACUUUUUCGUAUCCAGUCCCAUUCUAUUGUCCCAUAUCCCGACUUAAAAUGGCGGCAAACGCGAUGUUGACGACAUUCUUUGUUGUCUGUGGAAUAAUGCAGCAGAUCGGUGUCUUGAUACUGCUUGUUAUGAAGAUUAAACCAAAUAUAUUCUUGGGGCUUACGCACGAGGAGCACCGGCAAAGACAGAUCAACUUCUUCAAUGCGUGGACCGCCACUACGGAAGAGUUCGAUGAAAUCCUACAGCGGGAGAUCUACCUCCUCGAGGAGAUGGUUGAGCUUGAAAAGGUCACUCUUCCUACUUAUAAGGCGCCUGGUGAAGAUGCUCGGUUGGAGCAGAUCAGGGAGGAGCUGAAGGGUAUCAAAAUGCGACUGGUAAACACAGCAAAGCGGUUUUGGGAAUUAGACACUCAAAAUCCCGGUGGCGUCUGGCUUCUUACACAGGGCAUGCAGUCAGAAGAUGUAAGAUGGAAGCAUUCCCAGUACCAGUGCAGGCUCCGUUUUGGCUGCUGUGCACGUGGAUGCGGUUGUUGCAUGAAGCCACGACGUGGUCCCCCUGGGAAAGAGGAAAGUGUUUUGCGUGCGUAUGCUUCGCACUGUACAGUUGAAUGUGGUUGCUGUAUUAGGUGGAGAGGCUUUCGCUUUCCUCCCGUGGAGAAUGGCCGGACAGAGAAGGAUGUUUGAGGCUUCCUACUGCAUCAGGAGCAGCCGUCUAUGCUUUAUUUUGUUCAUUCUUAGUAUGUUGACAAUACUUUUGCUUUUGAUCCUCUGUGAACAGUCAUCUUUGUACUGCUUUUUCAGUCCGUUUAUACAGCGAAUCGAACAAAAAACAUACGCCUGCCA